Molecule: messenger RNA, 2023 nt
Organism: Empidonax traillii (willow flycatcher)
Lineage: Eukaryota; Metazoa; Chordata; Aves; Passeriformes; Tyrannidae
Gene: CNIH3
Product: cornichon family AMPA receptor auxiliary protein 3
Exons: 6
Coding region: 52-534 (160 amino acids)
Biological process (GO): regulation of AMPA receptor activity; vesicle-mediated transport
Cellular component (GO): dendrite; synapse
Source: RefSeq, a predicted model, not a curated record
UCUCUCCCGGUGAAGUGAAGGUGAAGGGGGGCGCGGAGGGCUCUCCUCGCCAUGGCCUUCACCUUCGCCGCCUUCUGCUACAUGCUGUCGCUGGUGCUCUGCGCCGCCCUCAUCUUCUUCGCCAUCUGGCACAUAAUUGCCUUCGAUGAACUUCGGACAGACUUCAAGAGCCCAGUCGAUCAGUGCAACCCAGCCCACGCAAGAGAACGGCUGAGAAAUAUUGAGCGGAUUUGCUUCCUCCUGCGAAAGCUGGUCUUGCCAGAGUACUCUAUCCACAGUCUUUUCUGCAUAAUGUUUUUAUGCGCUCAGGAGUGGCUCACACUGGGGUUAAAUGUUCCUUUGCUUUUUUAUCACUUCUGGAGGUAUUUUCGUUGCCCAGCAGAUAGUUCAGAGCUAGCCUAUGAUCCACCUGCAGUCAUGAAUGCAGAUACCUUGAGUUACUGCCAAAAAGAGGCCUGGUGUAAGCUGGCUUUCUAUCUCCUUUCCUUCUUCUACUAUCUCUACUGCAUGAUCUACACUCUGGUGAGCUCUUAACUGAAAGGUCAUUGUUAAAGACUGAAAACAACAAAGGCUGGAACUGCAAGGACAAGUGAACCAAGUGAUGCAUGAUUAAAAAAGCAACGAGAAAAACUUUGAACCCAAACAGUAAAUAGAGCAUGUGAAAGAGAGAUCCAGAGAGAAGAAGCAGACAACCAUGGGAGAUUGGCUGAGUUAGUUGUUUUUAUCUCCUGUUGCUCAAUGUAGUGCAGUAAAUGACUUUCAAAACCGAAGCAAACAAAGAAAAUGCAACACGGGCCAAGUUACACAGCUAUUCACCUGUCCAGGGAUAAUGCUGCUUGGUUUAGUGGAUUCAUUAUAAACUAGAGUCCCUACUGUCUUCCAGGGAGCAAAGUUUCUUUUCUUAAGGACUAUUCUGGACUGAGAAAGCAAAAGAUAAGAUAAUCUUACACAGAAAGAAGACCCAUACAACACCUUCUGAAUAUGGGCACUGAGUCGAUAUCGGAUAAGAUAAAUGACUGUCCUGAAGGGAUAUUCACAUGAUACUAAGCAAACAAGGAUGUCAAAUUACUUGGACCUCUUUCAGUGGCUUUGUUUGGGUUUUUUUUCCACCAAAAUGACAAUGACAAAAGACUUUGCAGCUGCAAUAUUCCGUUUUCUGAUUAUAUGCUAUUCCUGCUGGUGAACACCCAGUAUGUUUCUGUACUUCAUUUGUGAUAUGCCAAUAACAUACAGUGAUAUGUAUAAAUACGUUGGGCUUGACCUGAUUGUCCCAAGCACUUAUCAGAAUAGUGUUCCUCUGACUGCAAAGAAAAUCCAAGGUAAAAGCUGCAUAUAUCACAGAGGGUUUUAAGAUAGGUAUUAUAUGCAUCACAGCGCUGGAUAACAAAUACUGGACCAGCUAAUCGUGGUCUGUAAUUCUGUUUUGCAGCUUUAUUUCUGCUGUAAAAUUUAAGCCGUAACAAAUACACAAAGUGUUUUUGUCCUGUAUGACAUUCGUAUUGGAAGUUGUCCAUUUUUUUAUAAUUUAAAAGUUUUAAAAUUUUAUCAUAUAAGUCUCAUUUAAAUUCAUAUUGAUGGGCUGUAUGUCUUUAUAUGUAUAUACAAAUACACAUCUACAUAAAUACUCAAAGUCUGUUUACAUUUUAGGUUAAUCUAUCAAGAUCAAAGGCGUCAAGUGUCCAGAACUGCUGCUAAAUGUAUUUCAGCACUGAACCUAGUGAACCUGGGCUCGUUCCCUCAAAAUCCCUGGUGCUCUGGGUAGUAGGCAAGCAAGACUAACACCAGUGCAUGCACAGACAGUGCUUGGAUCUUGCACUGGGAAUCAGCUGACAGUUGGGUAUGCUGCUAACAGAGAUGUGGCAGAGAACAGCGCUGAGAGGCCCAUCUGUACCCCAGCUUGUUUACAGCUGGUCUUGUUAGCACUAGCUCACUGUCGACCCAGCCAAAUUUUGUCUGGCUACUGAGAGACAGUUUCUCUAUCCAAACUCUGAGACCUUUUUUGUCUGGACACAGGACUUCAGCA